GCACACAGCGGUAUCGGUGUCGUGGACGAGCGUCGUCCCGUGUUUCGCGUGCGUCAAUUCCGUAAAUGAGGAUCGCCUCGAUCGUAUAGUACGGAAAUUCGCGAGUGUUGAAUCCGGCGAUGGAUCAUCGCGUGCAGCGGCCGCGAAUCCGAUCUCGGCUUUCGCGAUAUCGGCCCCGCUGACCGCGGCGGAUCGUUGGCCGAUCGAAGCUCCGAGCGUCGCGUCGCGUCGUGUCAAUUCCGAGCUCCUUCAACGGGUCUUAUAUACUCCGGCGUAUCGGAAGUAUCGAAUCCGACGACGGGCGAUCGUCGUGUAGCACAAAUCAACGAGUGCAGCGAUCGCGAAUCUAACCUAUCAUUCAAAAUUCAGUCCCACUUACCGUGCCCCGUUGGCUCGUCCGAAGCUCCGAGCGGCGUCGCUGUGAAGUUGCCCGCGCAUACUUUUGAACUUAAUUCUCUCCGGUAUACUGGGAGCGUCGAAUUCAGCGGACGUGGAGGUCGCCGUGGAGGAACAAUCGCAUUUAGAAUGCCAUGUGGAUCGACUGUGGACUGUCAAGCUAUAAGUGAUAAUAACGCGACUGCGGUCAGCCAUGUGGUGUUGGAGUCUUGGGCUCCGUUUGCAGCGAUGAUGGGAUUAUGAGGCUGAUAAUUAGAAAAAUGUAAUACCAGUCAACAAUAGAAUGGAACAACUAGUAAACUAGUCAACAAUAUACAAACAAACCCUAUCACGUUGCUCGUCUAGUUUCUCCAGAUAUUUCAACUCUAAAUGCUUCAGAUGCUUCAGACACUUUCAUAACUGUGCGACUUAAUGACGGUCACGUAGUGGCAAGAAAUGCGUCGGAAGGAUUUGGUGGACACAACUGAGGCUGUCGUUUGUUCUGAUUCAGAUUCUGCUGUCUACGAUUGCACGGGACAGGUGCAUCGCCAUGUUAGCUUAAACUGGACUGAAGGACGAGUACGCCGCGGAAUACGGAAGGAUGCCAAGGCAAAGGGACCGCAAGAUCAGGUAUCAGUGGAGACACACCCGGAUGCAUACCAAGGAAACGUAUUACAGCAGAAGGAAAAAAAGAGAUACCCGGAAGCGGACAGAAAUGAAGCGACGCAUUGGCUGGUGAGUAUCACAGACGAGAUCCAACCGGCGGAGAAGCGGCUCUUUCGUUACUCGCGUGUGCACAGACUCAAAGAAAUCCAGACGCCCGCGCGAGUCGCGCCAGCCACGGAGGAAAGCCUCGUCGAGACGAUGCACAUUAGCGAGAGUAACAGUUUGAAGUCCGUUACUGUGACCGAAGUGUCUCGAUCGCGGCGAAAGCGAGAGAAUCCCUGCAGGCACGGCCGAUGAAUUCGCGCGAAUAUAUCUCCAACGAUGAUAAUGGAAUCACGUAACCGUCCCUUGGCGUUUUGGCGUCGUUCUCAGCGGUGCGGGAUCCCGCGCAAGUAAGUACCAGACUCCGGUACCACGUGGUCGAAGGAUGCUGGAACGAGUAAUGCGAUCUCGUGAAGCCUCCUCGUAACGCAGUUAGCAUGGUAGGGUCAACUCGCUAGCGACUCUAAUAAUUCGUGCCGCCUGUAAUACGAGCCAGUCUCAUAGGUCGCAGGUACAUCAGUUGUCUCAGGGGUGGUCAAUCUAUUUUGGUAACUGCU
Wasmannia auropunctata (little fire ant) is the source of this 1640-nucleotide messenger RNA. RefSeq lists its product as uncharacterized. The coding region runs from base 832 to 1338 and encodes 168 amino acids. Lineage: Eukaryota; Metazoa; Arthropoda; Insecta; Hymenoptera; Formicidae. The transcript is spliced from 10 exons. The record is from RefSeq and is a predicted model, not a curated record.